AUGGGUCUCUUCUCUAGUUUCCUCGACUCCUUCUGCGAGCACUGCUCCUCCCAGUCCAUCUAUACCCUGGUGGCAGUCGGCGCUUUGUCCUUCAUCGCUCUCUCCGUCGUGAUCAACGUUCUGCGUCAGCUGCUGUUCAAGAACCCUCACGAGCCCCCCGUUGUCUUCCACUGGUUCCCCUUUAUCGGCAGCACCAUCAGCUACGGUAUCGACCCCUACAAGUUUUUCUUCAACUGCCGCGCAAAGUACGGCGAUAUCUUCACGUUCGUGCUCCUCGGCAAGAAAACCACCGUCUAUCUAGGCACCAAGGGCAACGAGUUUAUUUUGAACGGCAAGCUGCGCGAUGUCUGCGCGGAGGAAGUGUACUCUCCGCUAACGACCCCUGUAUUUGGCCGCCAUGUGGUCUACGACUGCCCCAACUCCAAACUCAUGGAACAGAAGAAGUUUGUCAAAUUCGGUCUGACCUCUGAGGCGCUUCGUUCCUACGUCCGUUUGAUCACCACCGAGGUGGACAAUUUCGUCGAGUCCUCCCACUGGUUCCAGGAGCCCAAGGGCACCUUCAACGUCUCGAAGGCAAUUGGUGAGAUCACCAUCUACACCGCGUCACGCUCGCUGCAAGGAAAGGAGGUUCGGGAUAGGUUUGACUCGACCUUCGCGGAUAUGUAUCACGAUCUCGACAAGGGCUUUGCGCCAAUCAACUUCAUGCUGCCGUGGGCACCUCUCCCUCACAACCGCAAACGCGACGCCGCACAGAAGCGGAUGACCGACACGUACAUGGCUAUCAUCAAGGAGCGCCGGGAAGCCGGUGUUGAGAGGGACGAGGAGGAUAUGGUGUGGAAUCUCAUGUCGUGCGUUUACAAGAAUGGCACUCCCGUCCCUGACGAGGAAGUCGCCCACAUGAUGAUUGCCCUCUUGAUGGCCGGCCAGCACUCCUCGUCCUCGACCGCUGCCUGGAUGGUCUUGCGCAUGGCCACUUGCCCCGAAAUCAUGGACGAACUGUAUGAGGAGCAGAAGCGAGUCCUGGGCUCCGACCUCCCCCCUCUUACUUAUGAGAGUCUGCAGAAGCUGGACCUGCACGCCAAGGUGAUCAAGGAGACGCUUCGCAUCCACGCGCCCAUCCACUCGAUCAUCCGUGCCGUCAAGAACCCCAUGCCCGUUGACGGAACCCCAUAUGUCAUCCCCACCACCCACAACGUCCUCUCUUCUCCCGGCGUCACGGCUCGAUCAGAGGAGUUCUUCCCCAACCCACUCAAGUGGAACCCUCACCGCUGGGACGAGACCACUGUGGCCGAGGAGGAUAAGGAUGAAGAGCAGAUCGAUUACGGAUACGGUCUGGUCACCAAGGGCACGAACAGCCCAUAUCUGCCCUUCGGCGCCGGUCGUCACCGCUGCAUUGGCGAGCAAUUUGCCUAUGUGCAGUUGGGCACCAUUCUGGCUACCUUGGUGCGCCAUUUCAAAUUCUCCAACCCUCCCGACAGGUCUUCUAUCCCGGACACGGACUACUCGUCGCUGUUCUCCAAACCCCUCGGCACGUCAUUUGUGCAGUUUGAGAAGCGUGGAUAUAAAGCAUGA
Penicillium lagena is the source of this 1572-nucleotide messenger RNA. RefSeq names its product cytochrome P450. The transcript has 3 exons. Bases 1 to 1572 code for a protein of 523 amino acids. NCBI's taxonomy places the organism in Eukaryota, Fungi, Ascomycota, Eurotiomycetes, Eurotiales, Aspergillaceae. Gene Ontology annotation, molecular function: oxidoreductase activity, acting on paired donors, with incorporation or reduction of molecular oxygen; heme binding; iron ion binding. The record is from RefSeq and is a predicted model, not a curated record. Gene Ontology annotation, biological process: ergosterol biosynthetic process.